Molecule: messenger RNA, 3269 nt
Organism: Gadus chalcogrammus (walleye pollock)
Lineage: Eukaryota; Metazoa; Chordata; Actinopteri; Gadiformes; Gadidae
Exons: 11
Coding region: 267-2210 (647 amino acids)
Source: RefSeq, a predicted model, not a curated record
AUGCGUUCAAACUGAAGAAGAAGUGUCAAGCCCACAACUUUGUUAAACGUUGGCUCAUAUCGGGAGUAGAACGCACAGUAGUUGGAGUAAGUUGUUGGUAAGAAAAGCGUCCUCGUUCCCCUUUCACCGUUCGUAUUUUUAUUUUGUUUUUUAUUUUUUAAGGACUUUCACUUUCCUAUAAGAACUGCCGCGAAUACAACCUCGUUUCGAUUUCCCAGCCCACUGAUCGACUUCAAAACCCAGCGAAGAGACUCUUGGUAGACGGCAUGCAGCCAGAAUGGACAGGCUCAGGGCCGCCUAACGAGAGCCUCCUUUACCAAUCCCUGAAGCCCUAUCUGGACACCCCGACCAGAAAACAGCCAAUCAUCGGCCUCGACAGUGUCACAGAAUGCGUGAAGGUGGGAUCAUGUAGUCAGGAGGCCCUCUACCUGUGCGAGGUGUGCCAGAGUCGCAUGAAAAGGUCAGACGUCCGGAACCACAUCAUGGGGUCCCUCCACAGAUACCGCUACAUUAAUGCCCGGCACCCUGACCUGGCGGUGGGGUGGGGCCAGACGGUGGACGUCUCAAAGCUGGCCUGGCCCUUGAUGGAGAUGGCCAGCGUGCUGGAGAAGAGGGAUGGACCGGGCAUCGUGAAGGUGCUGCAGUUGGAUGCCUUUACUUUCAAGGAGAUGGGACAGAAAAGUGCGGCAAGUGCGGUAUCUCAGAUGGCUGCAAUGAGAUGUGAACGGAUGGAGGGAAGGUCUCCUCACCCAUCGGAGCUCACACAGACCCAUGUCGAUAACUGCGAGGUCCAACCGCGGAGAGUCCAGUCGUCCCCGAAGAAGUGCCCGGUCAAGUCCCGGAACGCAGUAGUUCAGCACCCCAAGUCCAGCGUGCCAUUACAGACGAACAACGCUACGUCCGACGCGGACACCACUAUGAAGCCGCCUCUUGCUAAGUCAGCCGAGCCUUUUGUCCAAUUGGAGAGCAGGGGCCACAUUCUGGACGGUCACACGGUUAUCGGUCUGGACUGUGUGGUGGAGUGUCGGAGGAAGGACAACGGCAGCCCGUCCUGCUUCUUGUGUCAAUGCUGCCGCGUCAAGUCCGACCCAGACGACUUCAUUGCUCACCUGACUAGUCCCUCGCAUAUCUCCAACUACCUGAUGGAGGUUUACCCUGAAUGUGUGGAGGCCAUGAUGGGAGGCCUGAAUGGUGAGAAGGAGCUCCUGCAGUCAGUGGCCCUGAGGGUGGAAAAUAUAGAAGGGAGAGGAGAAUACAAGGUUUUGGAGUGGCCAACACAUCUGUGUGAUCAACUGAGUGAUAAGACCUACCACUGGUGCAUACAAAUGUUCUCUGACAGCGAGCAGUCGACUAGCGCUGCCCGGCAGAAGAAUACCAUUAGCCUAAAAGGUUUAGACGCUUUCCACCAACUGACGACCUGGAAGGACGCCACCGAGGCCGGGUCCGAGCGGGCAGCCAAGAAGCGGAGGACCAGGAAGGAAACCGAUCCCGUUUUCAAGGUAAGCAUGCCGAUGUCUGAAGGUGCGUUCGUUUUGGAGAGGGCGUCUUUCAGCCUGCCCAACUCGGCCGCUGUCAGCACGACGUCCAGGCCACAGUCCAGUCCACCAUCCAGCACACCACCGGGAACCCGGGCCCCGGAGCCCCUGGCCCGGGAGCCCCUGGCACGGGAGCCACUGGCACGGAAGCCCCUGGCAUCGUACUCAAACGUGGACUUUAGCCCGCUGACUGUUACGUUGUUCGAGACGCCACACUUGCCGCUCACAGACUCACCGCCGCGCCAGAUUGAAGUCCGAUGCACAGACGUGGAGGAGACCAUCCCAGUCGUCAUCGGACGCCGAGCGCAGACGGAGUUUGUCCCAGGUUGGGCCCUCCCGACACAGGGGGGCAGACCUGAAACGUACCAACCAAGUACCUCACAAGGCUGCUUUUACCCUCAGCCUUACCCUCAGGAGAACCUGCAGUUCAUCGCUGAUGCACAGACAUGUGUGAUCCAACACGACCCCCCACAGGCUUCUGGCGCUGGGCCCCCUGCAGACGGCAUUAGCCACCCUGUCUCCAGCCUUACGGGGGCUGGUGUUGUGACCCAAAGGUCUCUGUCCUCCUGCACGCUCCCCGUAUUUCAUGACUACCAACGAGAAACGAGCCAUGUCGACCCAAAGCCUACCAUCGCUUUUUACUACUGCACCCCUGGAGGCCAGCGGCGGUCCUAGUUAGGAUUUAUUUUUAGUUUUUUUUUCAGGUUCAGGAAAUAUACUUUGGCUAAGGACAAUGGGAUAUUGGCUGUAACGAUUCACAAUGCAAAGUAGAAGGGAUUGUCAUCACGUGUCCCUGUUCAAAAACUUCAGUUUUUUUAUUUCUUCAAAGAAACAAAGGGCGUAAACACGAGGGUUUGUGAUACCAAAUAUAUUGUUGAAAUAAGUACAAUUUUUGUUACUAGAUCUCCAUUCAUUUUUCUUUUAUAUUCAAUGAUAAUCUUUUGAAGACUCAAAUGAAAAAAAUAAUCACUUUACCACUGUAUAAGCUGUUAAUGUUACUUUUUGACAAGUUUAUGCAUGUGAAAAACAUUUUCAUUUAAUUUUUAUAAAUGAUUGAUAUCCUGUUAAUUUUUACCCAAAUGUUGAUCCAAAAUCGCCACAGGGGCAAGUCAAUGUUUUAUACCAAUGUUGGGUGAACAAAAUAGAAUAAACCUUUUGGAACGGCUCUCCUAUGGUCCUUUUCUUUCGAUUCUGGUUUCAACCUGUUUUAUGGUUUCAAUGUAGUUCUGAUUUGUUGAGACAAAUUAAAUGGUAUCAUAAAAAUAAUGGACAGACAGUUGGAACGCCCCCUCCUGGUGAGAGGCGUUCUGCUAGUGAUGGUUUCUGCAACCACAAGAUGGCGCAAAUGCUACAUCGGCAGCAGUUCAGUUCAUUGAAAAUAAUAAAUACCCUAAUAAACGACAUAAAAUAUUGAACACUUGCAAUUAGAAUAUCGAUUGUGUUCUGAAGGUUUUAUGGAUAGGUGACCUGGUAAGAUUAGAAGGGUAUUCUGGGUCAGUUGAGCAAAUAUGGACCCCAGACCCCAGAGUGAGAGAAUGUUGGUAUUCCAUGAAUGUUGUACAAGUUAUUUCAAAUUCUUCCAGGCUCUUUAACAAGAUUUUUUGGAUAAUUUUAUCUGGCAUGUUUCAAAUGCAUCUGACUAACACACAACCACUAUAUAUUUUAUACCACCAGUUGUGAUUGUGAUUAGCCGUCACAAGCCGUUUUGAAAAUCUGCCUCUUCUGACAUCCACC